UUUAUUUGCCAGGUGCCUUUGGUGCGGGUGCUCGAGACUCGAGAAUGCCUGUCUACUUUUUGCUCUGAAUUUUCCGCAAUCUGCACGUUUUCCUUGGCCGUUUAUCGUUUUGGCAGGUGCCCGAAAAUGCCUUCUCGCUCCGAGGACAUCUUGAAAGGCUUCAAAGUCAACUGGAUGAAUCUACGAGACGCGGACACGGGAAAGAUUCUCUGGCAGGGCACGGACGACUUAUCGACUCCAGACGUGGAACAUGAAGCAAAGGUCCCGAUGAAAAUUCUAAAAUGCCGGGCCGUCUCGAGAGAAAUAAACUUCUCGUCAGCAGAGCCUAUGGAGAAAUUUAGACUUGAACAAAAAGUGCUUUUUAAAGGCCGUUGUUUAGAAGAGUGGUUCUUUGAGUUUGGCUUCGUUAUUCCGAAUUCGACCAACACUUGGCAAUCUCUAAUCGAAGCGGCGCCAGAAUCGCAAAUGAUGCCUGCUAACGUUUUGAAUGGUAAUACUGUCAUUGAGACAAAGUUUUUCGAUGAUGACCUUCUUGUAUCGACAUCGCUCGUUCGCCUUUAUUACAUCUGAAUGAACAGGGAAGCUACUUAAUUUGUUGAAACGGUUUUAUUUUAAGUGAAUGGGACCAUUUAAAAAGUUCAAUUAUGUUUCUUUCAGUGGUUAAACUAUAGAAAGUGCUAAACGGGAAUUCUGUUUCGUUAAAUUUAGUUCAAACGUACGCAAGAUGCAAGAGUGCUUUCAAAACUAAUGUAUUUACUAUUAUCUUCUCAGUUUAUAUUAGAAUGAACGAAUUAGGUAAAUUGUUAUUUGAAAUACACCCGAAGAAUUGUCAAUCCCACUGAAAAUGAUUAAAAGACAAAUCACCAACUGUGCAGUGAAAUAACUCCCAGUUCCAUCCCAUUAUUGUAGAAUUUGUUUUAGCUUUCAAAACUGUUUUGCUUGAUAUGAACAUUUUACAUCAAAAGCACACAGUUUUUCACAAUUUGCAUGGCAAAGACAUUCCCACUGCACCUUGAAAAAAAAAAAUCAAACAAUUUUCCUUAUCUCACUAUUGCAUUAAUAUUUACAGUGAAUUUGUCUCAUUAAGUGCACUGUUUUUAAUUUUUUUCGGAAAGUUGAUUUUUAAUUUUGAAAAUUGUGACGUCAAAUAUAAUCUACACCAAAACCGCAUUUCUGCCAUCCACAAGUUCCUUGCAGAACCAUUUAGUAUGUAAGGAUAAAAAAAAAUCUGCAUCAAUGUAAUGGUUGCAAAAUAUAAUUAAUUAAUUUUUAAUUGAUAACGUUGCAGCCAACUAUGUUGUCUAGUCCCAAUAAAAUAUUUGAUUAUGAGAUUA
Messenger RNA from Neocloeon triangulifer, 1334 nucleotides. RefSeq names its product retinal rod rhodopsin-sensitive cGMP 3',5'-cyclic phosphodiesterase subunit delta (gene PrBP). Bases 127 to 570 code for a protein of 147 amino acids. The record is from RefSeq and is a predicted model, not a curated record. Gene Ontology annotation, cellular component: cytoplasm. Lineage: Eukaryota; Metazoa; Arthropoda; Insecta; Ephemeroptera; Baetidae. The transcript is spliced from 5 exons. Gene Ontology annotation, biological process: sensory perception of light stimulus.